UCUUUUGCAUAAGCGCUUAUGCAACGAGUUGCGGUAGUCAACAGACCAAUCCGCAUUCUUUCUGACAACGGUCUGAUGGCGGAUGAUUCCGACGAAGAGAAUCGAGGUACAAAACUUGUGAGCAACCAACCCUACGAUGAAUCCUUAGAGAUCCCAGACGCUGAGGAAGUUGCAUCUCAGUACACACCCAGCCCCAGACAGCCUGGUACUCUCCCAGCCCGUGGGAGUGGUCCGCACACCAGUGGCGUCCGGGGCAUAUCCUCACCAGGCUCAAUGGAUGACAACACAGAUGACGAUUUUGAACAGGGUCCCAUGGAAACUAAGGAUAUGGAUGAACCUGCAAAGCCCAUUGCCCAGGCUCCCCAUCAGCGGCAGGCUCCUGUAAGGCAGCAGGUGCCAUCUGAUGAUGACGAGGACGAUGAAGAUGAUGAUGACGAUGAAGACGGGAGCGAUUCAUCAGAGGAGGACGACGAAGAAGAAGAAGGGCGGAAUAUGGCUCUGGAGGGAGCAUAUGAUCCAGCUGAGUAUGAGAACCUGCCCGUCAGCUCUGACAUCAAGGAACUGUUCCAGUAUAUCACUCGCUACACGCCUCAGACCAUAGAGCUGGAGCACAAACUGAAGCCGUUUAUUCCUGACUACAUUCCAGCCGUGGGAGACAUCGAUGCCUUCAUUAAGAUCCCCCGGCCUGACAGCCAGCCAGACACCCUCGGCCUGACGGUUCUAGACGAGCCCUGCGCUAAGCAGUCAGACCCCACGGUGCUGGACCUCACACUGCGUGCCAUCUCCAAGCAGACCACCACCAAGGCAGCCCAAGUCCGUAGCAUCGAGGAGGCCAGCAAGAACCCCAAGCUGGUCCAGAACUGGAUCGAGAGCAUCAGCAACUUGCACCGCUCCAAGCCGCCUCCGACAGUCCACUACAACAAAACGAUGCCGGACAUCGAAUCCCUGAUGCAAGAGUGGCCACCAGAGUUCGAGGAGCUGUUGAAGCGCGUGGGGCUGCCAACGGCCGACAUGGCCUGCGACCUGGACCAGUACGUGGACAUGGUGUGCGCCAUCCUAGACAUCCCCGUCUACCAGAGCAGGGUGCAGGCUCUCCACGUGCUCUUCACGCUCUACUCGGAGUUCAAGAAUUCUCAGCACUUCAAGAACCUGGCCGAGGAGAACAAGUUGGACAACAAGCUGAAGCACGGCGGUGGGGCAGACGGCAAUGGGGAUGACUAUGGGGGGCACCUCAGGGGCUGGUGGGGAGGACGUUGAUAGAUUAGUUUUCUGAAAUUCAGGGGAUGUUUGAUACAGAGAUCUCCCUCUGAUAUCUAGAGUACCUUAUCCUCAUUCUCAUACAGUGAAUACUUUCAAACCGUCCAGGGGUGUGGAAUUUAUGCCACUGCGUACCGGUACAUUUUUAAAGUGUAUUGAAACAGGGUGGAACAUAAUUUUAAAUAAUGUGUUCCAAAUAGGCAAGACAAUGAGAAAUUUCAAACAUCACAGCCCAAACUACAUGUAUUCAUGGCACAUAGUACUACUGACUUGACAUUCUGGUGUUUGGGCACUGACACGUUAAUGCGGAGUCCAUGAAUGCAUGUGCAAGUGGACAUCCAGGUACUUUGUAUCUUCAAACCGUGCAUACAUUGUGCCAUUUGGAGUUUUGCUCUACUUUGUAUGCAAACAUGGUUGGCUGCAGCGGGCAAGCUGGCACUCAAGCAGUUGCAUGUGACGACUGUGCGGUUUUGUGAAGUUUGUCUUUCGUACAUAUGGACCUGAGUUCUUAACCCUAACCUUCCCCAUUCACACAAAGUUAAACACCCAUAUGGGACUUUGUGCACAGAGGCUGUUGGACUUUGUUUUUCUGAGGUAUGCCAAACCCAAUGCAGAAGCCAGCUGCUAUGGGCCUAUCGGUACCAGACCUUUCCCCACAGAACUAAACACUUCUACUGUUUAAUUCUGUGUGGUUGGGGAAGGCUAGGGUCAAGGGGAAAAUUCCCACACCCCCAUUAAGGUCCAAAAAGGCCUACAUAUAGCUCUUUAAGAUUAAAAGUAAAAUUGAACAAGGACCAGUUACAGGUGUUAUCCCUCUGUUUGUAUUUAGACUGGUGACCUGAUUUCACUUAGCUGACACUGAGGAGUACUUCAUAAAAUGAGGCUAUAACAGUUAUUGUGGCAUUUUUGGAUGGUUAUUUUGUGUGGAACUGCAACAAUUGUGUUGACAAAACGUGUAACAUUCAGCCUUUAACAUACAUGUACAUGUAUCGAAGGCUGUUGGCAGCUGAAGAUGGUCUGGGUUUGCAUGGUCCUGUUUACUCAAAGGUUGAGUUCCAGCGGCCUGUUCUUGACACGGGUUUCUCAUUCGAACGUUCAAACAGUGGGAACUCGACUCAAGAACACUGUUCUUGGAACAGAAUCACACACCACCUCCUUGUCAGGGUUGUACAGGAACACGGAAAAACUUGUGAGAUUUUGAUUUUUGAACAGCUGCAAAAACCAGAGAGAUGGUAAGUUAUAAUGCUAGAGACAAUGGGAAGUUUUGUAAAAUUAACAUAAAUUCUUUUCCGUAACACAGAAAUGAAUUCAGCCGAAUAAUGUACAUGGAUGCCCACGCCACGUUGCAUGUUGCUUACCUCUAACUGCCUGCAAUAACCAGUUGUUUGUUCCUGGCAUUCGAGCAGCCAACCCACGAACAACAAAUCGAGCUGUUGGUGAACAUACGUGUACAAGAACAAGCCGCCCAAACUCAGCCAUUGUGCCGUCCCAUUGUUCCUGUGAUGGGAGGCAGGGCGCCCUCUGUGGUUCAUGUGCACAGGUACAUGUAAUUGGCACAAUGGAAAUAAGCCCACUCUGACCCCUUUGUGAUACAUGUACAUGUAAUAAGAUGAUAAAAACCAUUGAAGAGGCCUAGGGCUUCAGGGUUUUCUUCAGAAAUCACACAUUUUUCAACAAGGACCCUUUGGCACUGACAUGACGGGUUGCACAUUCAGUCCCUUUCUCAGGAAUCUUGGGAAGUUAGUUUUGUUAGGGAUUUUAAAAUGAAACAUGGUUGCAUUGCUAAUAAAGACCAGCGACAAAUUGUUCAGGGAGUGUCUUGUAAUGCAGAACACUUCAUCACUCGAGAGAUGCUAUUAAGACUAAGAGGCAUGCAGCCUUCCUGUUACAUGUAGUGUAGUUGAUGCCAAAUCUCUGGCAGUUUGUUCAUUUUUGGCCCCAAAAUGCAGUCAGAAAUGUACAUGCAAAACCUUGUAUGCAGCGUCAUUCAUUACAAUCAAAACACUGUAUCACUAACCUUAACCCCAGGGGUAUAAAUGUAUUUCCUACUGAAAUUGGAGGAUCGAGGACCAUUAGGGUUACAUACUGUACAUGUAUAUGUACAAUGUACAUCCAUAAUGUGCUUUCCAGUGUUUGCAAUGAAUGAGGUCCAUUACCAGGUUUUGGCCGACUGUUUGUACUGAAAACCUCAUACAAGUAAUGCAAUCCAAGAGCCGUAAUUCUGUCUGUCUCUUUAUUCAUAAACUGUGUAUAAUAUGGUGUACAAAAUCUAUUAUCUGAGUACUAGUCCGAGUAAAAUCUUUUUAAAAAAUUACAAAAGUAGACAGUUACUAUUCCAAGUUAAAAAUAGUUUGGUCAUAUUUAGAUACAUGUACUUCAGUAAAUUUUGUCUGUUACAUUGUACCUAUUGACAUGACCUGAUAACUACAUGUAAACUGAUAUUUAGGUCACAAAUAUAUGUAAAUGUACAUGUAUUGCUCUGCCUCAUCUUAAUGGAACACAUUCUGCUGACUGUGAAAGACACGAGUUAGGCAGCAUUUGGUAAUGUCACCUUUGGCACAUGUACAUGUACAUGUAACUUGGACAUUGCCAAUCUCAUGUACAUUGUGUAAAAAAAACAACACUACACAAGAAGAUGUAAAAUGUACAAAUUGCAGAAUCAGAGUAACAUUGGACAUUAUCUUAAAGCAAACCUGAAUUCCCAAUUCUGAUUGGUCGAUCCAUGGCAACAGUGUGGCAUACAACUGUACUGCAAGGUUCAUGUUAAACCCGCAUAAUGAGCUGUUUGAACUCGAUGUAAAAUGCAUUGCACGGCUGCAAAAUUUACUGUAAAAUCAAAGCAGCCGGCACGUUUCCACUAAUUAUCUUCAUUGCAAGUCAAGUUUACUUGAAGAUACAUGUACAUGUAAAUUAUUUCUCACGUUCAUGCUUGUGAAACACAAUAAUGUAGUCCAUCUGUGUCCCACUAGAGCUUGUGUGAUAACUAAUAAUGUCACACAUCUUCAAAUCUUUGGAUACAGUAUGUCAGAAAGUUGACGCUUAAUUCAUCAGGACACCUCUGAUACAUGUAACAUGUCAUGCACAUCAUUGUACAUUUACUUGGUACAGGAUCAAUUGUAAGUAUGCAAGUAAGCAUAAAUAAAAUCUCAAAUCGUGAAAAGGCUUGAGUAUAGAUGGUUA
Messenger RNA from Acanthaster planci (crown-of-thorns starfish), 4437 nucleotides. Its product is annotated as intraflagellar transport protein 46 homolog. Gene Ontology annotation, cellular component: motile cilium; microtubule organizing center; intraciliary transport particle B. NCBI's taxonomy places the organism in Eukaryota, Metazoa, Echinodermata, Asteroidea, Valvatida, Acanthasteridae. Gene Ontology annotation, biological process: intraciliary transport; cilium assembly. The record is from RefSeq and is a predicted model, not a curated record.